UAAAUUACUAUCUCGAAAACUCUUAAAUAACAUUAUGGGUAUUAUCCUUCCAUGUCAGAUUCUCUGUCAACUCAAAAAACACUCAUCAGAAGAAUCUGAUCAGUACUCCUCCUCUAAUACUAGUCACCUCCCCUCCGAAUCAUCAACCUCUUCCUCUCUCUCCUCUCAAGCUAGUCUUCCCUCUGUUCCAUCUCUCCACCAACACCAGGAUCAAAGCUUAGCCCACUACUGCAACGUCAUCACGCUCAAACCCUCACCAUCUUGCUCUUCCUAUGUCUCCUCUCUCGCCCUCGCCGGAAAGUUUCUGUACAGUGCUUCCUCCGACGGCAGGGUUCGCCUCUGGACCGUUGACCCAGAUAACAAUAUCUUCACAUGUGACAAAAACAACGAGCUUUCUCCGCCGGAAAACUAUAUUGUCGCCACCUCCAGGAGCUCUGUCAAGUCACUGGUGGUUUCCGGGGAUAAGCUCUUCAGUGCUCAUCAAGACAACAAGGUCCGAGUCUGGAAAGUCAAAGACGUUAAAGGCGACCAAAAACACGACUACAAAUGCAUAGCCACUCUUCCCACCUUAAACGAUCGUUUUUCGACUCUGUUCUUUGCCAAGAACUACGUCCCGGUCCGCCGCAAUAAGAGCAGCACGUGGGUCCAUCACGUGGACGCCGUCUCGGCCCUGGUUUUAUCCCACGACGGCUCGCUUCUCUACUCGGCCUCGUGGGACCGGUCUUUCAAAGUCUGGAGAACCACCGACUUCAAAUGCCUCGAGUCCGUGAGCAACGCUCACGACGACGCCAUUAAUCACAUGGCAUUGUCCCACGACGCCCGCGUGUACACCGGCUCAGGCGAUAGGAAAAUCAAGGUGUGGAAGAGGAAGAAGCUCGACGGUUCAUCACGUAUGAAACACUCGCUGGAAGCCACGUUGGAGAAGCAUAAGUCGGCGGUGAAUGCCCUGGCUCUUAGCUUGGAUGGGUCAGUGUUGUAUUCAGGCGCGUGUGAUCGUUCGAUCCUGGUAUGGGAAAGAUCAGACGGUAGUGAUGAUGGGGGUGAGGAGGGUAGAAGUACUAGUAGUGAGGCCAUGGUUGUGGUGGGUGCGCUAAGAGGACAUACCAAGGCCAUAUUGUGUUUGGUAGUAGUAUCAUCUGAUUUGGUAUGCAGUGGUUCGGCUGAUUACACGGUCAGAGUUUGGAAAAGAUCAAGCCAAUUAAUUGAUAAGAGUUACACCUGUUUGGCCGUCUUGGAAGGUCACAGACGACCAGUCAAAUGUUUGACCGCAUCGAUUGACAAUAAUAGUUCAUGUGUUUCUUCAGAUGGUACUUCUUAUUUGGUUUAUAGUGCAAGUAUGGAUUGUGAGAUUAAGGCUUGGAGAAUAUGGAUUCCUAAUAACAGUUAAUAGUCUUGCGUUAUAUAUUAUUAGAUUAAUUUCAGUUUAAUUUUUACAUAGAGAUUAGAGAGUGAGAAUUUAAUACAAUUUUUUUUUUCCUUUCCUGCUAGAGAUCAUAUGUGAGAUAGUAAGUAUAUUUGUAUACAAUUAAUGAUUGAAUUUCAGACCAACUGUAUAGUAAUGAUAAUGGUUCUUUACUUAAUAAUUAAUACAUGUCUGCCCUCUGGUUUUUCUGUAGCA
Molecule: messenger RNA, 1618 nt
Organism: Humulus lupulus (European hop)
Lineage: Eukaryota; Viridiplantae; Streptophyta; Magnoliopsida; Rosales; Cannabaceae
Product: protein JINGUBANG
Exons: 1
Coding region: 35-1387 (450 amino acids)
Molecular function (GO): protein binding
Source: RefSeq, a predicted model, not a curated record